AUGUCGGGAGGCGAGAUAUCAACCGCCGCUGGCGGUAGCAACAACGCCAGUGAAUUCAGCGAGAAAUUUACCCGAUCGAUCCUCCCUAAGCACUUCAAGCAUAGCAAUAUGUCCAGUUUCAUUCGGCAAUUGAACAAGUACGAUUUUCACAAAGUAAAACCAUCAAGCGAUAGCGAAUCGUCCAACCCAGGCGGAAAUGUAUUAGAGUUCAAGCACCCGGACUUUCGCGCCGACAGCAAGGAUGGCCUUGAUAACAUUCGUCGGAAGACUCCCGCGACCAGAAAAUCCCAGGUCACCGAGGACUUUACCACAAGCCAACAUGUCGGUGUCGUAUCAGAACAGUUAACCGCCACGCAACAGCAGGUCCAGCAACUCCAGGAGCUGUUUGCCGAAGUAUCCCAGACCAACCGCCUGCUCGUGAACGAGGUCAUGACUUUGCAAAAGAUGUUGAAUGCCCAGAAGCAGGCACAGUACGAGAUGCUCAAUUACCUCUCCCUCUGCGAUAGGGGGAGUCGAGGCUUGGUGGGACAGCCGAUAAACUCGAGUGGCUCCAACGAGGUCGAAGAAGGCGUGCCGGAACUGCGCAGGGCGCGAGAACUUUUGGCUAGUGUGAUGCCCGAUACCGUAUCCGACCGAGAACUCGAGCGUCUUCAUGGCAUAUACGCCACCCCGUCUGAAUCUGCCGCUUUAAUCACACCCGUCACCAUGCCUCCCAUGCACGACCCCAUGACGAACCUCAGUCGGUAUCCCGUCUACCCGGUGGGGCAGACUGUCGGUAUUGAUCCCUUUCAACCUGACCACAUUCACAAAAUUCCAUUCGCGAUUCCGAUUGAAGCAACCCCGAGCACUACCACUACCACCAUGUCCGGCGAGGCGACCAUUUCAGCACCUUCAUCCAUCUCUACCGUUCCGGCGAAAACUGAGCCCAGCAGCACAGACCGAUCUGCGCCGAUGUGGGGUCCGAAAAAGCCGCAAGUUUUCCUCGUCGAGGAUGACCCGACUUGCGCCAAGAUCGGUAUCAAGUUUUUGAAGUCGAUGGGUUGCGAAGUCGAGCAUGCUCUGGAUGGCGCCGACGCCUUCGUCCGUGUUAGCAAUGUAAGCCGGGAUCAUUUCGACUUGAUGUUCAUGGACAUUAUCAUGCCUCGUCUCGAUGGUGUUUCGGCAACCCUGUAUAUUCGCCAACAUUGUCCCACGACUCCCAUUAUCGCGAUGACCUCGAACAUCAGGCCUGAAGAGGUUAAUGGAUACUUUGAACAUGGCAUGAACGGGGUACUGGCAAAACCUUUUACUAAAGAAGGAAUGCUCAAGUCAGUCAGGACGCAUUUAGCUCAUCUUCUUGAGAACCCCCCGGAGCAGCCAGAAGCUGCUGGAUUUAUCAUGGGCAAUGUUCCUUACAUAGGUGCCGCUCCCCCAUCGCUCAAGUUUGAGUCCAGCACGCCGCCCGGAGGUGGCGGCUCAGGCUGGUCCCCAGGUCAGAUGGGCCAGAGCAACGUUGACCAAUGGAACGGCAUAAUGAACGGGGGAAACCAAUACAGCAUAGGCCGGUCGAAUUUCCCAACCUCGGAUCACGAUAGCCCACCCGAAAAGCGUCCAAGACUCGAUAUCCCACAAGCCAACUAUGGGUGA
Molecule: messenger RNA, 1626 nt
Organism: Metarhizium album ARSEF 1941
Lineage: Eukaryota; Fungi; Ascomycota; Sordariomycetes; Hypocreales; Clavicipitaceae
Product: response regulator-like protein
Exons: 5
Coding region: 1-1626 (541 amino acids)
Biological process (GO): regulation of DNA-templated transcription; phosphorelay signal transduction system
Molecular function (GO): sequence-specific DNA binding; DNA-binding transcription factor activity
Source: RefSeq, a predicted model, not a curated record